UUGCUCCGCCCCCGACAUCGUGGUGUGAGGGGAACCUUCCUAGUAUCUGGGCGCUGGCCGCUCUCAACGGGUUAGGGAAAGAGGAGCUCAGUGAUCAUAGAGGUGGCGGAAUGCAGGGGUAGAGGGGACCGGAAGUUGUUUCUUUCCCUACCCUCCUCCCCCACCGGGACCGGAUCGCUUCUCCUAGGGCUCGCUUUGGUUUCAUCUCCUGUCAGACUGUCGUUCGGCCUCAGGACUUGGUACCCCCGGAGUGUGGGCUCUCUCCAGUACCAGACUCACUUCAGUAACAGACUUUGGGAAGCCUUGUGAAUACCCGGGUCUCUUAGCCACAAGGGUGGCCUGACGGAGCCGCGGCGCUGGCCAAAUCGCUCAGGCGCUAGCCGGAACCCCCAGACCAGCUCAAACGAGAGCCCAAACUCGGAGCUUGGAAGAAUUAGCAGGAAAUGGCGGAUGAGGCGUUGUUUUUGCUUCUCCAUAACGAGAUGGUAUCUGGAGUGUACAAGUCCGCGGAGCAGGGGGAGGUGGAAAAUGGACGAUGUAUUACUAAGCUGGAAAACAUGGGGUUUCGAGUUGGACAAGGAUUGAUAGAAAGGUUUACAAAAGAUACUGCAAGGUUCAAGGAUGAGUUAGAUAUCAUGAAGUUCAUUUGUAAAGAUUUUUGGACUACGGUAUUCAAGAAACAAAUCGACAAUCUAAGGACAAAUCAUCAGGGCAUCUAUGUUCUUCAGGACAACAAAUUUCGCCUGCUUACGCAGAUGUCUGCUGGAAAACAGUAUUUAGAACAUGCAUCUAAGUAUUUAGCAUUUACAUGUGGCCUAAUCAGAGGUGGCUUAUCAAACUUGGGAAUAAAAAGUAUUGUAACAGCCGAAGUGUCUUCAAUGCCUGCUUGCAAAUUUCAGGUGAUGAUACAAAAGCUGUAGAACAUACUGAAAUGCAAGGCUUCAACAGUGUAAAGAGAUAAAUUAUUCAUGUAUAAAGUAUUUAAAGUAGUGAUGAUUUAAUUACAUUGUUCGAUGUUUGUACAGGAGUAAGCAUGUAUUUUUACCAGUUUACACAGAUCAACUCAAAGGAGAUAAAGGGACAUUCUGUUAUGACAUACAUUUAACUAAACCUAUUCAAAAUGAAAAACUGAUUUCAGAUAAUGAGACACCAAGAUGUAGGGCUCUUAUUUUAAACCUUUUUAUUUGGUUUGAGUGUUACGUAUUUGGCCAUAGACAGACAGGCAAAGUUCAGGGUUUGCUGAAUUCGCUUGAGAGGAAAGUAUGUACCAACAGAAUAAUUUGUGAUAAAAAUGAACAAAUUUUGAUAAAGUGUGAAUGUUUUAUUUUAAAAAGCAAACAUACUAAAUUCAUUUUAUUGCUUAAAAUUUAUUAAGAAUUUUUACACCUGCAUAAGGAUUUUGUAUAUACAUUGUAUGUGUGUGUGUAUAUAUAUAAAUACAUAUAUGAUUGCCUAAAUUGUUUAGAAAUUUAAUUUUGUUUUAAUAGGUUUCAUUCCUUCAGAGCUCCAUUAAUGUAAUCAAAAUGAAACAUAGAUUAGUUUAAAUGUGAAUUCAGUGACUCUAGGGCCAAAGAAUAUUAGGUAUGUUUGGAAGGAAUUUUUGUAUUUAUUCCUGUUACAGUUUUGACUUUCAACUUCUCUCCUCAUCCAUGGACAUCCUGGUAAAGGGUCUAAUAUCUUUAUUCUCUUCUUUACUCUUUCACCUGAGCAGAGAGGUGGGUAAUUGGAUUAGUAAUUCUUUUUCUUUUUCUUUUUGAGAUGGAGUCUUGCUCUGUUGCCAGGCUGGAGUACAGUGGCUCAAUCUUGGCUCACUGCAGCCUCUGCCUCCCAGGUUCAAGUGAUUCUCCUGCCUCAGCCUCCCAAGUAGCUGGCAUCACAGGUGCCUGCCACCACACCCAGCUAAUUUUUGUAUUUUUAGUAGAGACGGGGUUUCACUGUGUUGGUCAGGCUGGUCUUGAACUCCUGACCUUGUGAUCCACCCGACUCGGUCUCCCAAAGUGCUGGAAUUACAGGCGUGAGUCCCGCUCCCUGCCCUUGGAUUAGUCAUUCUGACAUUCUUUGGACUACAUCAUCUUAGUGGUUUGGGGUUAGUGCUCAUUGGAUAUAUCUUUCUUACCACCUCUUCCACAUACUUUCUCUUAAACUUAAAUUAUCUGGCAUAAGCAGAUAUCCCCAGCUUUUGUUAGAACUUUGCAUGUUGACUAUAAAAACUAUACUUUUUUUCCCAUUUAUUUAUUACCCUUUUGAAUGUGUUUGUGUGACAGGGAACUCUGCAGAAGGGGGUGACUGACACACCAAACAAGAUGUUUUAUUGGGUACGCUGCCAUAGAAAUGGCUGAUUAAGAAGAUCGACUAAAUAAACCAAACAUUAUAUUAAAAAUAUGAAAUAAGAACUAUAAAAAUUUAGGACAUUAAAGAAAACUCAGGUUAGAGGCAUACCAUUUUGCUUUCAUGGAAGGAUACAGUAUUACAAAGAUAUUUAACUUGAUUUAUUAAAUUCUAGUUAUGUGCCCUAUAAUGAUGUUUUCAGUCAAUGACAGACUACAUAUAUGGAGGUGGUCCCAUAAGAUUACAAUACCACGUUUUUAUUGUACCUUCUUUAUGUGUAUUUUACUUUAUUUUAUUUUAUUUUUGAGACGGAGUCUCACUCUGUUGCCCAGGCUGGAGUGCAGUGACAUGAUCUAGGUUCACUGCAACCUCCACCUCCAAGGUUCAAGUGAUCCUCCUACCUCAGCCCCUCUAGUAGCUGGGAUUACAGGGAUACACCACUAUGCCUGACUAUUUUUUGUAUUUUUAGUGAAGAUGGGGUUUUGCUAUUUGGCCAGGCUGGUCUCGAAUUCCUGACCUCAAGUGAUCCCCCACCUCAGCCUCCCAAGGGUUGGUAUUACAGGCGUGAGCCACCGUGCCUGGCCCUUCUUUAUGUUUAGAUAUGCAAGUGCUUAGCAUUGUGUUACAGUGUCCUACAGUAUUCACUAUAGUAAUAUGCUGUACAGCUUUAUAGCCUAGGAGCAAUAGGCCAUAGCCUAGGUGUAUAGUAGGCCAUACCAUCUAGGUUUGUGUAAGUAUACUCUGUGAUUGUAUAAUUUCAAAAUCUCCUAAUGACACAUUUUUCAGAACAUACCCCUUUGUUAAGCAAUGCAUGACUGCAAUUUUAAUUCUAGCCUGAUUUGGGGGAAGAAUUUUUAAUUUUGAAAAAAUAAAUUUAGGAAAAUUCCUAUCAAAUAUACAAAUAUAAAGUUUAUUAAGUUAAAAAAGUCAUAUGACCCAGGAAUAGCUAAUGACACAGAAGUGGAUCAAAAUGGAACACAGUAGAGAACAUCAAAUAAAACAGGUGUAGGAAUUGUAUGUGUGAAAAAGGUGGGUUCGAAUAAGUGGGUUUGUUAGACACUCUCAUAUGCCUACCUGUCAGCCAUUUCUUUCUUCCUUGCUUGCAGUCAAAGCCCCAUUUCUUUCUUUUCUGUUUUUUUAAACUCUGUAUGGCUGCCUUGUGCUGUAGAAUAGGGUGCUUCCCUAGUCCGGAGAUGGUGAGUGUUGAUUAGAUUCUAUGUCAGUCAUGGUAAUUGGCUUACUUGAUCAUUUGAUGGAAUUUCAGCUAAUGAGAUAAAGGAAGUCUGAAAGGCUUUGAAGAAAUUUUCUGUUGUUCUUAAUUGAUAGAAGAUGGGGAUUGGAUUUGCCAGCAUCCCUUUUCUGCUUCUCAGUGAAGAUAGGUGAUAUGGAUGUUUGAAGCUAAUCUGCCGCAGCCUUCUGAUGGCCAUGAAAGGACAAGUAUGGAGAUGAAAGCCAUCACACUGAGCAUAGUGGGAUGUAGAUAGGAAGCACCUGAAUUGUGCUUCUGAAUUAACCAAUCUGGUAACUGCUUUACCUUUGGACUUUUGGUUAUGUGAGAUAUUCCUUAUAUUGUUACAUUCAUUUUGGGUAUGUAUAUUGUUACUUGUAGCCAAAAAGAAACCUCUCUCUCAGUAGAAACAAAGGGAGAGUUAGGUUAUUCAAAAAUAGUAUGGGACAAUUGAAUAUCCCUUUUUCUGUGGGAGUGGGUGGGGAGAAACUUAAAGGUUCAUGUGUAAAACAAUAAAACCAUAAAAUACUAAAGAAAAUAUGA
Callithrix jacchus (white-tufted-ear marmoset) is the source of this 4099-nucleotide messenger RNA. It is a transcript of the gene TRAPPC6B, whose product is annotated as trafficking protein particle complex subunit 6B. Gene Ontology annotation, cellular component: TRAPP complex; cis-Golgi network; trans-Golgi network. The record is from RefSeq and is a predicted model, not a curated record. Gene Ontology annotation, biological process: endoplasmic reticulum to Golgi vesicle-mediated transport; regulation of GTPase activity. Lineage: Eukaryota; Metazoa; Chordata; Mammalia; Primates; Cebidae.